This is a messenger RNA of Erpetoichthys calabaricus (reedfish), 3739 nucleotides long. RefSeq names its product protein kinase C, beta a (gene prkcba). The transcript has 17 exons. Bases 97 to 2112 code for a protein of 671 amino acids. Gene Ontology annotation, molecular function: zinc ion binding; ATP binding; diacylglycerol-dependent serine/threonine kinase activity. NCBI's taxonomy places the organism in Eukaryota, Metazoa, Chordata, Cladistia, Polypteriformes, Polypteridae. The record is from RefSeq and is a predicted model, not a curated record. Gene Ontology annotation, biological process: protein phosphorylation.
UGCAAGUGGCUCAGAGCAGCGCAGCGCGAGGAGAGUGGCGCAGAGCCUUCUCAUCUGCGCUACAACAAGUUGUUUAUUGACACUUCCGUGUUAAACAUGGCUGAUACGAUGCAGGCAAGCAGCGACGACCAAGAGAAUAAUGUCCGCUUCGCUAGGAAAGGGGCGCUGAGGCAGAAAAACGUCCAUGAAGUGAAAAAUCACAAGUUCAUCGCGCGCUUCUUCAAACAGCCCACCUUCUGCAGCCACUGCACCGACUUCAUUUGGGGCUUUGGGAAGCAGGGAUUUCAAUGUCAAGUCUGCUGCUUUGUGGUUCACAAACGCUGUCAUGAGUUUGUCACAUUUUCCUGCCCGGGCGCUGACAAAGGACCAGCCUCUGAAGACCCAAGGAGUAAGCACAAGUUCAAAGUGCACACCUACUCUAGUCCAACCUUCUGUGACCAUUGCGGAUCCUUGCUGUAUGGACUUAUUCACCAGGGGAUGAAAUGUGAUCAAUGCACGAUGAAUAUUCACAAGCGAUGUGUGGCAAAUGUUCCCAGUCUAUGUGGUACUGACCAUACUGAGCGUCGAGGACGAAUUUGCAUUGAUGCUGAAAUCAAGAAAGAUGUUCUUACGGUGCAUAUCAAAGAAGCCAAGAAUCUGGUGCCAAUGGACCCUAAUGGACUAUCUGAUCCCUAUGUUAAACUGAAGCUCAUUCCUGACCCCAAAAGUGAAAGCAAACAAAAAACUAAAACUAUCAAAUGCUCUCUGAACCCAAAAUGGAGCGAAAGUUUUACCUUCCACCUCAAAGACUCUGACAAAGAUCGCAGGCUUUCAGUUGAGAUUUGGGACUGGGACCUCACCAGUCGGAAUGACUUCAUGGGAGCACUGUCUUUCGGAAUCUCAGAGCUACAAAAACUAGGUGUCAGUGGCUGGUUCAAGCUGCUGGGGCAGGAGGAGGGUGAAUAUUUUAAUGUCCCAGUUCCCCCUGAAGGUGAGGAAGGCCGAGAAGAGCUCAGGCAGAAAUUUGACAGAGCAAAGAUUGGCCCAGGUAUGGAGAAUAUAGAUGGUUCCUCCUCCAAUGCAACUUCUAAAUUUGACAACAACGGGAACCGUGACCGUGUGAAGCUAACAGACUUUAACUUCCUUAUGGUCUUGGGAAAGGGCAGCUUUGGAAAAGUAAUGUUGGCAGAGAGGAAGGGCACAGAUGAGCUCUAUGCCGUCAAGAUCCUGAAGAAAGAUGUAGUGAUUCAAGAUGAUGAUGUAGAAUGUACCAUGGUUGAAAAGCGUGUGCUAGCUCUUUCUGGAAAACCCCCCUUUCUUACACAUCUCCAUUCAUGUUUCCAGACAAUGGACCGCCUCUUCUUCGUCAUGGAGUAUAUUAAUGGUGGUGACCUUAUGUAUCAAAUUCAGCAAGUUGGCAAAUUUAAGGAGCCCCAUGCAGUGUUCUAUGCAGCAGAAAUUGCCAUUGGCCUUUUCUUUCUUCACAGCAAGGGAAUCAUCUACCGGGAUCUCAAGCUGGACAAUGUGAUGCUAGACUCAGAAGGCCAUAUUAAAAUAGCUGAUUUUGGCAUGUGCAAAGAACACAUGUGGGAUGGAUUAACCACCAAGACAUUCUGUGGCACUCCAGACUAUAUUGCACCUGAGAUUAUUGCUUAUCAGCCUUACGGGAAGUCUGUGGAUUGGUGGGCCUUUGGUGUCCUGCUGUACGAGAUGCUAGCAGGUCAGCCUCCAUUUGAUGGUGAGGAUGAGGAUGAGCUUUUCCAGUCCAUCAUGGAGCACAAUGUCACGUAUCCCAAAAUUAUGUCCAAGGAGGCAGUAGGGAUCUGCAAAGGGCUAAUGACUAAGCACCCUGCGAAGCGGCUAGGCUGUGGACCAGAGGGAGAGCGAGACAUAAAGGAGCAUUCUUUCUUCCGCUACAUGGACUGGGAGAAAUUGGAAAACAAAGAAGUGCAGCCACCCUUCAAGCCAAAAGCUUGUGGCAGAGACGCCGGGAACUUCGACCGCUUUUUCACCCGCCAUCCGCCACAGUUAACACCACCUGACCAGGAGUUCAUCGUAAACCUUGACCAGGCCGAGUUUGAGGGCUUCUCCUUUAUUAACCCUCACUUUAAGAGUGUCGAGGUGAAGAGUUAGAAGCCAAGGCCUUGUCUCCUGGGUGCCUGAAGUGGCGCUGCCCUCGGGGGUUCUUGCCAUUUUCCUCUUGUCAUAUCAAAGAACAAAAAUAACCGCUCUCAGGGUGACCACAUGGCUGGGAAGAAGCAAUGCUAUUACUGUAUUUGAGCAACUGGCAAACCACUUGGUGUCCAGCUGCCAAGUCUCCAUUCAUUCCUGCCCCUCUGGAAUCCAGCUGCUGUGUCUCUGUUCCUCCCCACUGAUGACCUGUUGUGGUGUUUCUGUUCCUGCUCCUCAGUGUUCACCAGCUAACUCUGCACUUUGUGCCCUUUUGCCACCAGUCUUGCUCCUUUUGGUGUGUCUAUGUCUGUCCCCAAUGGGUUUCAGAUUUCCUCUGUACAGAGACCGUGGUGUGCCUGGUUGCAGCCUUGUCUGUAUUUAGUGCACCAUGCUGUCCGUGUAGCAUAAAGAGGGGGAGAACGCUUGGGCGCCUUCCAUUAUUUGUUGCUUUACCCUCCGUCUACCAAAACUGAUUCGACCUUAUGGCCGCUGGUAAUCGUUCAUGAACAUGGCAGUGAGUAUGCCUGUCGGGCUAAGGGGUCCUUAUUUUUAUUUCAUUUUUUUACAUUUAGAGAAAUAGUGUGUGUAUACUUGCAUGUGAUUGGGGACGUGGGGUGGGUGAGGGGUGUAUACGGCACCAAAUCUCGAAUUCAGCUGCUUAUGGUCGCUAAGGAGCUGCCCAUUCACCAUAAUAACAGAUCACCAGCUGAGCAGUGACACUACUGCAACAUCAUGUGGGCAAAGCGGCAGCAUAUUCAUGUGCCCUUGUAGAAGAGAGGCACCUAAAUGCCGUGCAGAAGCUCCCCGGUGCUGAGAGUGAGACUGAUGGGGCACCCAAUGAGCAGCGAAGAAACAGUGCACCCUGGGGCAGGGAGGUGGGACAGUUAGGCUCCCAAUGAGCAAUGAGACAACAGCCUGCCUUCUGUGGAGCUCACACGGAGUGGUGAUAUCCUCAACAUCCCAGCGAGGCAGCCAGGGAGCAGUGAGAUACCAGUACACCCUCGGGCGCUUCCACUGAUGGCUGUAGCGUCUCACACUGAGCAGUGAGAUGCCUGUGGGCCCUGGGGAGAGGCCCAGUGAGCUGUGCAAACCUCGUCCACCCUCGGGGAGUCCCAAAGAGGUUCAUAUAGCACCUUCCUAAAUCUGGAGCCCUGCUGGGAAUAAUUGUUGCCAGUAGGACGCCAGGGUAAGUGGUCGCCCUGGAAACCACUGACACGUCAUUUUCACCAGUUGGUAGCCAGUAGCCUGCGUUGCUCAACUUAUCAUCAUUUCUCAUUUCUGCCAAACCUCCAAGAGCUUGAUUAUUUUUGUAAGGUUCUCUAGCGCAGUGCAGACCGCACAGUGGAAGUGUCCAGUGCAUGCAUGUUGUGCAAGCAGAACAGAGACUUUGGGGGUAUUCUUCACUUAGCUUCUUCGCACCUCUAGAUCUGGAAGAACAGCCCCCCACCCUAUCCCUCCUCACCCUGUCGUGCAUGAGAGUGGCUGUGUGUAGACAACGUUGUUCCGCACUUCUGAUUGGCUCUUGUGUUUGUAAACUGCUGUUUCUGUGCCAAAGUAUUUUCCAUAAAAUAAAGACUGAUGCUGAAAA